This is a messenger RNA of Malus domestica (apple), 1067 nucleotides long. Lineage: Eukaryota; Viridiplantae; Streptophyta; Magnoliopsida; Rosales; Rosaceae. The record is from RefSeq and is a predicted model, not a curated record.
AAGGAAGCAACCAUCCAAAAUUUCAUAGCAUUCUAAUUAUUUCUCUUCUGUUUUUUCACUUCUCUGUAAAGAUAUCCCCUUCAUCUUUCUUUCUUUCUUUCUGUUUACCAGUUUAAUUACUGCCCCAAAGCUUUGAUAAUGGUGUAAAACUCUUUACUGCUGGCACAAACUUCCCUCUCUCUCUCUCUCUCUCUCUCCCCUCUGUUUCUCUCUCUAACUUAAAAUGCUGUGAAAUCUGAGAGCUAAAUUAUAUGCAGAGGGAGAGAGGUGAAAGAUGAGAAUGCUUGUCGUGAAAGAAGAUAGCUUUCAAUGGCCGCCAAUAGGAGCUCCACUAAACAUGCAGAGAGAAGACCAUCCAUGCAGUCCUCCUCCUCCUCCUCCUUCCCCUGCCUUCAACAGCUCUGUCAAUGCGGUGUCUUUUGGGUUCGUAGCCACUGCCAUUCUCAUCUCCAUGUUCUUAGUCAUGGCCAUCUUCGAGAGGUUCCUCAGGCCCACCUCGCCGGACUUGUCGCCGUCUGGCCGCCGUGGCCCCGGAGAUCUUGAGGCACAGAUGGGUAUCAAUGGAAAACUCAGCCACCCUUCACCAAAAAUGACUGUGUAUGCCAGUGGAGUUUCAGUGUUGAUGCCUGGGGACGAUAUCCCCACCUUCAUUGCACACCCAGCCCCCGUGCCGCGCCUCACAGAACAAGUUUUUUUACCUCAACAUCAACACAUUUCAUUGCCAAACCCCCCACCUCAACCUCCGCCUCGAGCAUAAGUGCAAAGUCAAGUUGACGAGUACAAAACCAAACACGAAACGCCCAGCUUUUUUCGUAUCGAAUUCUGUUGACGCAGAAGAAUUUGAAGACCACAACUCCAAAUUGCCCAAUUUUUCUUCAGGCAAGAGCACCAGAUUCUGUAUAUGCCAUUUUCCAAAUGUGAGUUUGAAUCCUUGGAGAUGGAUUUUAAUGCCCAUCAGAUUGAUUUAAAGUCAUAAGUUUCUCUGUAAAGUGUAAGCAGUUUAUGAUUGGUAUUGACUAUUGAGUAAUAUCAGAUUUAUUCAUCCAGUUGUUAUAUGCCGAGGGUAA